This is a messenger RNA of Symbiodinium natans, 1011 nucleotides long. The record is from the annotation of a GenBank genome assembly. Lineage: Eukaryota; Dinophyceae; Suessiales; Symbiodiniaceae.
AUGACGAAGCAGCGGCAACCGCGGAUUUGGAUUGCUGUGCUGAGCACUCUUGUGGCUGUGAAGCUGUGCAGCUUCAGUGCGUUUGUCAGUGCGCUUGUCACUGCGAACCAACACAGAAAUGUGGUGCGGAGACCACUGGUGGGUUUGCAUCAAGCUGACAGUUCAGAGAGUGCAAUGGUUGACACGAUUUGGUCCAAAACGGAUCAGUCCGCGUCGGUUCCGGGAAGGGAAGCAAACCAAACUCGGCAAAGAAAGUGGCGAGAAAAACAGGACCAGAAUGGACACAUUUUCGUUUCCAACGACUUUCGUGCAAAACGUAUAGCAACUAGGAUCAAGAAGCGGAUGCAGUUGACUGGACGCGUGGUUUUGCGUACCAUUGGAGCUCGUCCGACGAACGAGGUGCUGAAGGCAAUUUCGCGGGCCAAUGAGAUGCUUCAAGGAAGCGACCUGAAAGGUGAACAGGUCCUCGGAGCAGUGCCAUACUUCAAGGAGAUAAGAAGUGUCGGCAGUGAUGGGGAGGAUGAAGUUUCUAAUGUCCUCUUCUUCGAGUGCAUGCUUCUACCGCGGCCAAGGUUAGAAGAUGUGACUGUGGAUGAAAAGCAGGUCCUGGCCACAGGCGUCAAGGAAAAAAUUUCAAAGAUGGCUGCGGCUGUGAAGAGCCGCCUCAGGGAAAAUGCAGUUGCCGUGGUUUUGGGCCGUGGCGCGGGCCAACUCCACCUGGCUGUUAAGGCCAUAUUGCUGGCUGGACGCUUCCUGCGCGAAGAUGAGGGCGAGAGUGGGGAGAAGCUCAAGGUUCCUGCCAUCGCCUUGAUGCCGGCCAUGCAGGAGUUUGCCCCCAGGCAUGUCAAGUCGAGCAAGCACAAGAAGAGGGGCGAGGAUGAUGAAGUUUCAAUUGGGAUGAGGCUGGAGUGUGUUGACGUCAGAGAUCGGUGGGAUCCAUCUGCUAGUGAGGGGGUUGAAGACUCCGGCACUGAGCCUAACAAGGUCACGGCACCUUGGGAAGAAGCCUGA